Messenger RNA from Blastomyces dermatitidis ER-3, 3976 nucleotides. RefSeq lists its product as uncharacterized. Gene Ontology annotation, biological process: protein phosphorylation. Gene Ontology annotation, molecular function: protein kinase activity; ATP binding. The transcript is spliced from 2 exons. NCBI's taxonomy places the organism in Eukaryota, Fungi, Ascomycota, Eurotiomycetes, Onygenales, Ajellomycetaceae. Bases 171 to 2438 code for a protein of 755 amino acids. The record is from RefSeq and is a predicted model, not a curated record.
AUUUGUUUACUUCUUGUCAAGUGACUCAUCUCAACAAAGAAGAACAAUACUUCAGUGUGCUGCUACCCUUGCACUGAGGACUUCUAAAAAUCCUUAUUACAUUCUGCCAUAGCGAAGUUUUAUAACUCAAUAUCUUGCCUGCACUGGCCUGGUAGGAACAGUGUCACAGAAUGAACAGCCGAGUACAACAGCUACUGGCUGAACUCGAAGAAGAGCGGGCAUUACGAGAAGAAGAACGGGCAUUACGAGAAAUUGCGGAAGCACAGGCGGAAAAGGAAAGAGGACUACGACAAGAGGAACAGCGACGACGCGAAGAGGAACAGCGACGACGCGAAGAAGCAGAGAGCCUUACUGCAGAUACCCAGCCUACCACAUUUCUGCCCUUCCUCCAUAACUGCCACAAGCUCUUACUCGCAAUCCGCAUCGUGACAGACCCAACAAGAACCACUCAGGGUAUUGUAACCAAGCCAGCUAAUCGGAGGGUUCCUUCGCGCAUCAUAAUAUGUGACAAGUUCUUUGCUAAGCAGGAGGCAGUCUGGAGGAUUCUCAAUGAUCAUCCAUUGUUUCUGAUGAAAAAGCAGUUUCCAUCAAAACAUCAGCUUGAGUAUGUUUGCAAGGUCCUCAGCCCGAUCACUGCAGAAUCAGAUCUUCGAUACUAUGAACGAGAGACAGUGGAGAACCAGGUUCGCAAUAUUGUUGACCAGAUCACUGAAGACAUAAGUCUCAAAGAGGCAUUUGGACUGCGAGGCUCAAUCACCUUUGACAGCCAUACAAAUGUAGGAUGUCCACAGGAGAGCUUGCUGAGUGGAGAGGGGAAGGACCUGUCAAUCAACUCAGAGACUGCACCAUCGGCCAAAGCUAAGAGUAGAGGUCAGAAGAAAAAGGAGCCCACCGCAGUCACAAGAGGGCAAGCGGAUCGCUUCUGUAUCUACCACCAGGAUGGUGAUGAUCACAUCCCCGCCAUCGCGAUCGAAUAUAAGGCGCCUCACAAACUCACGCAGGCUGAGAUGACUACAGGAUUGAGGGAAGAGAUCCGACCUGCCUGGGAUGUGAUCAAUCAGGAGUCUGAGGAUGUUAUCUUCUGCUGUAGAAGACUUGUCGCUGCAGUCAUCACCCAGCUCUUCUCCUACAUGGUGCAGAAACGUGUACGAUACGGCUAUGUCUGCACUGGAGAAGCCUUCAUCUUUGUGUACAUCUCAGAUGAUCCAUCUUCAGUUCAGUGUGCGCUUUGCAUACCGGGUCGGGAUGUCAAGGGGACCGAUGAUGAUGAUCUUCAGGGGACAGCUGUCGCGCAGGUCCUGGCAUUCACCAUCAGAGCAUUGACCUCACCACCAGUUUCCCAGCAGUGGAGUGAUGCUGCUGAUGAGCUUGAUGUCUGGCCUGUGGAGUAUUCCGACAUCCUAGACCAGACUCCACCUGCCGCUCGCCUGAAACAUGCCUCUCCAUUAUACCACGGCAGACGCUCUCACAACCUUUCUCCCUUCAGAAUGACACUGCGAUCCGGAUGUCGGCCCUCUGAAAACAAACGCCGAGCGACAAGCUCCCCCUCGCCGUCUCCUCCCCCAUCCCCUUCCCUUACACCGCACUCCGGGCCCCGUGGCCGAGCCAGAAGAGGAGGUCACAUCCAGUCUGCAAAGCCCAGAGAGACUCCAGGACAUGGGGAGGGCACCCAGCGGAUGCCCAAUGCUAUUGAGACCUUGACCAUCAAGACUCGCCCAUACUGCUCUCAGCGAUGUCUCCUCGCGCUUAGGGACAACACCCCUCUUGAUCCCACGUGCUCCAACUACGAGGUUCACAGGAAGCACCGGAUCAAGGCAGGCGAAUUCCGUGCUCUUGUCCAGAAGCAACUUGCCACAGAUCGUGGCCCAGAUGCUGACUGCUGUCCACUCUACAAGGCAGGAAGUUGCGGCACACUGCUCAAAGUGAGACUUUCAUCGCAUGGGUACACCUUGGUCGCCAAGGCCGUGGAAUCCAAGAAUAAAGAUAAACUCCAGCAUGAAAGGAAGGUCUACAAUCAGCUCCGAGACCUUCAAGGCGAAUGCAUCCCAGUCUGCCUUGGUGUUGUCAAAUUGGAGCCAAAGCGCCCCUAUUACCAUGAAGAAAAAAUCCACACCCAUAUUUUACUUCUGAGUUGGGCGGGAGAAUCAAUCGAAAAAGCUGGAACGCUUAGCCCCGCGAAUAAACGGUCCACAGUAUGCCGUGCCCUUCAAGCCAUUCACUCGAGGGGGAUUCUCCAUGGCGACGCGGAGCCGCGAAAUAUACUAUGGGACCAGGCCUGCGAACGUGUGAGGGUGGUUGAUUUUGAACUGGCCACUAUACAGCAGCCUCUCUCCGAUGCGUCCACCAACAUUGUAAGAAAGAGAAAAGUGAUGUCAACUUGUUUCAGCAAAGAGCUUCAACACAUUGAGACUGUCUUUGAGAUACAAGACUUGAAAUGACCGAUUCAUUGAACUUGUGAUCAAUAAUUUCCUAAUUUCCUUUCUUGACAUUGUAAUUCUCGUGCCUGUACUGCACAUUUUUUUUUUUUUUUAAUUUUUGUUUCACUAAUUUCACUACACCUGUAAUGAAGUGGAAGGGUAUUUCUAGCCUAAGAGAGCUCCUUGCUUGAGCAUGCUGUCUACCUACUCUUCUUAUCUCAUAAACUUCUUUGUUCAGACACGCUUCAAUCUGAGUCUCAUUCAUGCUUACUUCUGAUCGCACUGCCAAGACACAAAAUUUCUCAAUGACAUCAUUGUACAUAAUUCUGAAAUCUAGGAAUAGAAACUGACUCACGAUUAAAAAUGCAUCAGUCUUUUCAAAUCACAACAAACAGAAACAUAGCUGCUAGCAUCAACAUAUAAAAUAGUGAGUGACAGAGAGUAGUGUCAAGCUUAAUAGAAAGUUCGUGGAAAGCUACAAGAGACAAUCUGGAAAACAUAAUAGUGUAGAAACAAAUCAUAUCAGAUAUUAUUUAAAACUUCUCCCUCAAUCAUACAAGCAUUUUGACCCCAUCGCCGACCGCAUACCCCGUGUGGUGGUGGAGUUAUCCAAACAUGAACCAGACGUUGUUCGAAACUCCUGUGUGGGAUUAUCCCCCAUUCACCCCUACCACACCACAACCCCGGGCCAAAUUGCCAUACAAAUUGUAAGGUGAAGAGACCGAGCCAUAUGCGCCAAUCUUCUUGAUUUUGGAAGAUCCCUGAUCUGUAAUUGUGAAGAUAUCUGAGAAGCAACCUCCGCGAAAACCCUGUCCAUCUUUGAUGUUUCAAAACAUCAACACCAAGUCCCACCCUCGUACCGCCCUUCCCAACCUGGCCCAUCCCCAGCAGAAAAAUACAAAAAGAUACCUCGGCAAUAAUAUCAAGCACAUAAUCAACAGACACAUCUGAAGUGCAACCUCCGCGAAAACCCUGUCUGUCUUCAGUGUAUCAAGACAUCAACACCAAGUUUCACCCUUGUACCGCCCCUCUCAAUCUGGCCCAUCCCCGGCAGAAAAAUACAAAAAGAUACCUUGGCAACAGUAUUUGAUACAUAAUCAGUGGACAACGAGUCAACAGCACAUCAACAACUAUAAAAUCAGUAUAUCUCAAGGUCUGACUGAGUCUUUGAUCUCUGCACAGUGAGAUAUAUUAAAUCUAGUUUUAAUACCUUAAUAUUCAAUAGAUUCUGCAAGGGAUUGAGAACAGUAACACUAGAUUUCUAUUGAAUUUGAGAAUUAACUUGUGACGGGCUGCGUCUGAUCAAUCAUAUUACACUCCACAGAUUCCUACUGAGGCUCUGAUUCUCGGUCGCUGAUUCUCUGCUGAAGCUCCGAUUCUCAGUCGCUGAUUCUCAGCUGAAAACCUACAGAAUUUCUAUUCUUCUGCUCUGAAGCUUCACUGUGUAUAUUAACAUAUGUGUAUAAAUAUUCACUCUGAUUGCUAAUUCUCACACUUUCUCUUUUCUUUUCUUCUUUAAUGUUUUUCACUUUGUUAUAUAAGACUUAUAAAUGUCAUAC